ACAGCGAACUCGAGGUUGAAGGAACGGCAGAGGGAUAUCUUUUUGAAGUCUUUUUUCUACACAAUAGGCCACAAAAAGUGUAAAUAUAUAAAACAAGACAUGGAUUCAAAUUCAGGGAGAGUCUCAACGCCGAUUCGGUCACCAACCGAUAAGGAUUCACGGACGCUGACAGUCAAUCGAACAAGCGACUUUCCUUUCGAAUUUCGAAGGGCCAUGCUCAGUCCACCAACUGGACAACUUAGGAGAGAUUCAACGGGCUCUCUGUCACCCGAUGAUGAUAUUACUUUGGAAAAUCUCGACAACGAUGAAGAUUGGGACACAGACCUGGAGACCGAUGAUUGCAAAGAGGAAUACGAUGUUACAGGAAGAACAACAUAUAUUCAGGCUUGCAGAGAAGCUGGUGUCAUUCCAGCAUCCUUCUUUUURCGCAACAUGCAAGAAUCAGAUGUUGAUAUCAAGCAUCAUGGACUUGGGCCGAUGGGUGCUAAAGCAAUAUCCAUUGCACUAGUUUCUAAUACAUCGGUAAUCAAGUUAAAUCUAAGAGAUAACUGGCUUGGGGCAGAUGGUGCUUCAUUUAUUGCUGAAAUGUUGAGGGAAAACUGUUAUAUCUCAGAUCUUGAUAUGUCCGAAAAUAGGCUUGGAGACAGAGGUGCUGAAUGUCUUGGUGAUAUUCUUGUGCACAAUUCAAAUAUUCUUAGACUGACUGCUAGUGGAAAUGGGUUUGAAGACAAAGCUGCUGGAACACUUGCAGAGUCUAUCAAGACAAAUACUACAGUUAAAUACCUGUGUCUCAGUCAUAAUCGAAUUGGAGAGAAAGGAGGUCAGCUGCUUGCACCUGCUUUAGCUGCAAAUGAUGCUUUAACAGAAUUAGAUCUCAGCUGGAAUCAUCUUCGUGGUAAAGGAGCCUGUGCAUUGGCUCUAUCACUAAAGGAGAAUAUAACGUUGAAGAUCCUUAACCUGGCUUGGAAUGGUUUUGGGAAUGAUGGAGCUUUAGCUAUGGGAGAGGCACUCAAAGUUAACUCAUCACUACUUGAACUUGACUUAACGAACAAUAGAAUAACAGCUGAAGGCGCUGUACAUCUUGCCAAGGGACUGAUGGUUAAUACAACUUUACAAGUGCUUAAGGUUGGUAAAAAUCCUAUGCAAAGCGCUGGUGCUUAUGCGAUAGUCAACUCGAUGAAAAACAAUCCCGAAUGUGCAUUGGUGGAAGUGGAGCUCACGGACAUCAAUGUCAACAACGACUUCAUUGAAUUAUGCAAAGAGGUUUUACUUACUCGGCCAAACGUACGGAUAUCCCAUGGCGGUAGUGGUGGGGCGUUGUCCAAACCUAAAGGCCGCCCUUCACCUAUGAAAAUUCUUAAAAACUACAUCGUUGACAACAGGAUGAGGCUUCUGGAUUUCUUUAACACAUUAGACAAAGAUAAAAGUAUGAGUAUUUCGAUAAAGGAGUUUGCUGAUGGACUGAAGGAAACAGGAAUAGAUAUGAAAUACGAAGAACUUUUCACACUCAUCGAAACCUUAGAUAAAAACAAGGACGGCGAGAUAAAUUACAGUGAACUUGUUAUGGGAUCAAUAGAACAAGUCAUAGAAGAUAGAAAAGAGAAGAUUAAAGAACAAGCCGCUGAUGAAAGACGUAGACGUAUCCUAUCACCAGAACCACCUCCACCCAGUAGAUAGAUCCAUUUCAAUAGAUUUCCUACCUUGAAAUAUAAAUACACACACAAAAUAUCCUCGCCCAUUGCAAAUGAUGCAAUAUUUAUGAAUGGUUAUUGCUUAUAGCUUCGGYGCGCAUAUAUAAGCAAAGCACUGUGCACUUAAUUAAGACCUACUUGUGGUUUAUUUUUCGCGCACACGCUUUGUUAUCAUUCUUUGAAGAAACGAUGUGGAUUCUUUGCGGGUCCGGCUUUUAGUCAGCUGACUCAAUGACGCUGGACUGCAAAUGUGCUGGCUCUGCUGUUCGAGAAGAGAGUCUUAUACAUAACGUUUUUUAGCUAUAGCGCUUUCGAAACGCGUAGAUCUCCAUGGCAAAGUAAGAGCUUGUAAAGUACACCUUUGUUAGCAUCAUUGAAAUUCAGUUAAUUUCUAAGUACGAGAGCGGUCGAUUUUCUCUUGAGCGGUCGAUUUAUAGGGAAUCAUUAUUGUUUCUGUAUAGUUUCCAUAAUGAAAGAAUUACACUAUAGUUUUGUAGAUAUAGAACACAAAUUACAAUUAGUAUUUUCAUAAUCAUAUUUAUAGAAUCAAUUUUCUAAGAAAUUUUCAAUCAAUAUUACAAAGAAGAAUUUUUGUCAGAAAAAGAAAUAAUUUGAAUGUAUAAAACAUAUAGACAAAUCAACCAAUAAAUACAAUAGUUAAUAACUGUAACGUGUUAUACUGAAGUGGAAUUACUUUCGAAAGCAAAUGAAUAAACUAUUCCGGGUUUUCUGGACAGAUUUUUUU
Exaiptasia diaphana is the source of this 2436-nucleotide messenger RNA. Its product is annotated as leucine-rich repeat-containing protein 74B-like. Bases 100 to 1677 code for a protein of 525 amino acids. NCBI's taxonomy places the organism in Eukaryota, Metazoa, Cnidaria, Anthozoa, Actiniaria, Aiptasiidae. Gene Ontology annotation, molecular function: calcium ion binding; protein binding. The transcript has 14 exons. The record is from RefSeq and is a predicted model, not a curated record.